ACUGUGUAUUUCUUUUUUCUUCCAGAUUCUUCUUUGGAUGAAAUCCUCAAUCGCAUAGACUCAACGUAUAAGGACUAUUCAGCCUAUGAGGGUAACGACUAUGGUGAAGAUGAGUGCUAUUGUUACUGCCAUGAGCGCUGGAGGUGUGCGUUUGAUGAUUAUGAAGAUGACCCAUGUUAUGAAUGUGAGGACUAUCAUUACGGUACUGGCAACUCCCUUCAUGACUAUGACCCAGUUAAGAGAGCCUUGAACAGUGCAGUGGCCUCCGCUCGUACACACUGGCAAAACAAGAAGCCGUUUGAAGCUCUGAUUGUUUUGGAGGAAACCAUGCGUUCUCUUUGUCUGCAUCAGCCAUGUGAGGUGACUGUAGGCAGGUAUGGAGAAAGAAGUGAUGGAGGCCUGGUAACCUGCAAACGUUUAGUCAUGCAAUCGAUAGAAGAACUCCUUGUGGACAUGUUUGUAGACAGGAGUGGCAUUUUGCCAUCUUCUCUGAAGGAGAAAGCCAUGAGUAGCAUCAAAAGGACCUUUGACCUGGCUCCUCGCGACUGUGGUAACAUCAGGCCAAACAUAGCCCUUGGUUUGAAAAGCUGGGAUGAUCAGGAACUUUUGGCUGUGCUGAAUGGCUCCUACAACCCUGGACAAGACAAGGCAACUAGCAGCUCCAUAGGGAACAGCACAGCUGAGGUCAUCGUAGUGGAAGACAACCCUGUGGACAGCAGGAACAGCAGCUUUACUGAGGACUACUUAGUGGUGAAGAAGAGGCUCCAAAUUCUGGAGAGUGAGAAGAGGUGGCAAGAGACAGUCAACUACAUCCAGAGAGUGAACAUCAAAUCCAACCAGUAUGGGAAUGUAAGUUGGCUGAAAGACAAGUUGGUUACCUACCUGGCACACCUGGGGAACUGGAAGGAGGUGCACUCAGAGCUAGUAAAGUCUGAAAACUCCAAUUACCAAGGAAAGAGGCCCAGACUGGCCAGGAUGGAUCCCACAGACUUCCUCAACAUCAUGAAGUGUUUCACAACUGGCCAAGAAAUAGAGAUGUUGCCAGCUGAUUCAGCAUCUACCUCUUCACCCAGCCCAGAUGUUAACCUUGAUGAAGUCUUCAGGAUCUAUCUGUGUGCACUGGCACAGAACAGCAGUCUCCAGUACAGUGAGAAGUGUGUAAGCUGGUUCAUAGCAUGGACAUGUCAGGAGACGUUGGAGGAGAUUUCUUUGGGAAAAUUCCAGGGGUAUGCAGAGCAAGUCAAAAGUGUAAUAACAACAUCAAAGACCAGAGUAACAGUGUUGGAGGACAUGACCACACUGAACAAUAAGGUUGGGAGAGCUGUGACGGCAACAUGCUGGCUGGCAUCAAACUGGUCAUCUACAUACGCGCCUCUUCAUACUGUAUCCACAAUCAUGGAAGGGUUCAAGAACAACCUCUGGUUGGCUGCCUGUCUGCUGAUCAGACUAUGCGAUGAUCUCAAAGCUCACUACAGCUACAGGCAGUCAGAAGUGUGCCACCUGGUAGCAAAAUGGGUCGCAGGCCAUGAAGGAUUUGACUUGCAAUGUGGACAUCCUGGUAGUAUUGCCAUGGGGAAAGUACUUUCUCAGCUCCCUUUGGUAAAGGCAAAAGAAGUCUUGGAAAUCAUUUUGUCUACUGCUUUAAAUGGUAACCGGAUGCCUGAAGAAAGGAUAAAUGUCAUCCUUCAAGCAAAGACUGUUGUAAGUGAACUUACAAAUAACAGGGAGCUGAUGGGUAGAGUGUUGGUAUACAUGGCUAGAGUGGGAAAAUGCACGGAAGUACAAGAGGAGUUGAUGAAAGAGAAACAGGAUGGUACGCUUCGAGUUCGGCCAUCGAAAGCAGUGUCACAGAUUGGUGAGGAUGACUUCUUGGACAUCAUGAAAGCCUUGGCAGAAAGUGUGAAGAACCUGUGGGGAGCUGGUCAACUGCAAGCUACACAGUAUAUUGAGAAUGAGAUCUUCACAUGCUGCAUACAUGGAUUGGUUUGGAAUGACAAGGUCCAACAUAGUCUGAGCUUCAUAGCCUGGUUCCUGGAGUUAGUGUGUGCAAAGAAGAUGGAAGAGCCAAGUGACUCAAUAAUGAAGCUUCUUGAAAACAUGGCCAAAAGCUUGAGGGAGUCUGUGGACAAGAGAAAUGCUGAAAGUAUAGCUACUAGAAUAGAGGGAAAGGAAGGCAAAGCCGUGGUGGCCUGUAUCCUGUCACUGCCUGGUUUUAAGGGCAGCGGCUAUACUUAUCAGCAGAGGAUGAAGAACAUUCUUAAUACAUUCAAGCAAAACAAGUGGCUGCUGACAUUCCUGUUGAACCAGCCGGACGGCCCCAGGGGUACAGUUGUGACUGACUGGAUCUGUGAGAACGGUCCUGAGAUACUCGACAAGCUGACUGAGGAAGCAACAACAAGGCUGGUGCCAUCUAUGGAAAAGGGGAUUGGCUACAACAUCUUAAAAGGGUUGGUGAAAUCAUCAGGUAACAAAGGCAUUGCAGAGAAACAGAGGAUUGUGCAGUUUGCCCAGUGCCUGCUCAACCAACUCCAAAAGUAUGACAGAAUGUCCAAUGAUAUCCUAGCAUACAUCAUGACAAAGGUUGAUCCAAUCAUCAGGUCUAUGGAUGAUCCAUCAGCAAAGGCUUCCCUACAGCAGCUGUAUCAGAAAAACUUUGAGUUCUGCCCCACUAUGAAGAGUUUGGAGGAACUCAAGAAAGUGUGCAGCCCUGAAGAAUGGUUAGACAAGAAGGACUCCUGCCUUGUUUAUUACAUCAAUGACAUUAAAAGUGUGCCCACCUGCCUUACGUGCCUUGUGCUGUUGAUGAAGAGUGGCAGUGACCACAUCACACAGCUGCUGUCGCUGCCUGUCACCAGGGAAGGCUGUACCACAUCCAGGAGAGGUGCAGAUCACUUCAGCCCUGCCUGUCCUGCAGUCAUUAAGAAGAUUGCAGCAGUUCUGAAGGAGAUCCCCAGUGCUGAAGCAACACAGUUCCUCCAGAAGGCAAAGAGUUGGCUAGUGGCUGAAAGCUGGAGUAGUUUACUCUGUGUGGGAAGGCCUUGUAAGAAUAAGGUUCAGCCAUCCAUGGACAUCCUGUGGAAAGUGAUAGCAGAGAUCUCUCCACAAGAGCUCGUCAACACUCUGAGGGCUGCUAUGGAGGCAGUGGAGAGAAAAUUUAACGUUAUCAGCGUGACCCCCUUAAUGCGCAGUGUGUAUGUCAGCUGGCUGUUGCGUGUCAAGGAUGCCUUCCAACUGGCCAAUCAGCUGUUUCAAUUCGGCCAAAUUCUCAACAAGACCUUGCGCGUGCUAAAGAGGAAGAAGCCUCUCACAUAUGAGGUCAAGGCCAGCGGACUGCUUCUCAACCUCCCAGACAAGGAAAAUCCACUGAAGCAGAAUCCAUUUGUGCAGAAUGCCAAGAAGAAGGGGAAUGGGGCUAGCCCUAACCUAUCGAAAGCUCUCAAAACCCUCAACAUUUCCAACAAAGGAUCUGGAACAAAGAAGGACGACACAGCAACUGUGCUGAUGAAAGAACUGAUCGCAAAAAAAUCCUCUCCUGAUGCAACUCCCAUGGAGUGGGCAGAUAGUGAUAAUUCGGUUAAGCCUAAGGCCAGCAGACACUUUCUCAGUGCGACAAGUGUCCAAUCUACCGAAAAUUCUGCCAACAAACACAGUUAUCAAACACGAAGCAAAGACAAAAGUACUGCACAGAGUACAGGUUCAUGUGCCUUAGCAAAGACAGCACUUACUUCUUCACCACUUACUACAAAUGCCCCAGCUACAGGGACAAACAGCAGUGCUUUGCCUGCUUCUGGCAACACUGGGGGAGACCAAAAGGGAGCUUCGCCUGAGUUGACGAACAUUGUGUCAAACAUCCUGGAGCUGACCAAGACUACAGGAGUAGAUGGAGCCUUUCAGCUCAUCAUUGGCAGGAUGACCGGGAAGGUGGCCUCUUCCUCACCGCUGGCAGAAGACAUUGUCUCCAAGCUCCUUAAACUGAAGGGACCCAUCAACCUUAAGAUAGGCAACAAUAGACUGGUGAUCAACGCACAACUCACAGCAUCUUCACCUGUAGUCCCAAAUGUGCCACCACCCCAGCCUGCCCAGACAAUGCCAAACCCGAGAAGUGUGACGACUGUGCCAUAUGUUGAUCCAACAACUCCUAGCAUCUCCCAGUCUGCCCCAAAGCAGAGGUAUGGGCUAACUGGUCCAAACCUUGCUCCACGCCCCAUUUUACUUCUGCCACCAGCUACAAGUUCGAUCUCCACAUAUGUACCAGGUGCCAUGCCUACUGUGCCUCAUGCUGGUAGCUUUACUAUGCCAGUAAUACCUACAUGUAGUGGAGCAGCACAACCGACUACCCAUUCUACACCAGUUGCUGGUGCCAUAUCCAGUGCUUCAUCCACCACAAACAUCCAGCCAACAAGGGGGGCCAUGGCCAACAACAACAACAACAACACUAGGCUGGAAACUGUCAAGCCUACAACUCAAGGACCAAGUGCAACAUUCGCAGCGGGUAUUUUAAAGCAGAUCAUAUCCAGAAUUGACAGUGACAAGGGUGCAGCUUCAAGGGUGGUCGGCAAACCAGAAGAGUCUUCCAAGACACCAACAUCAGACCAAGUAUCACCUACAGUGCCUAUGGAGGCCCCUAUGGAAUCAGAUUAGAUAAACUAAAGUGGAUCUAGCACAAACAAGGCUACUGACUACGUUUUGUUGCAUGGUUGGGAAAGAUGGAUCUGAAGAAGGAUGCAUCCACUUAUGCCAAGCCCAUCUCUUACAUGUAUACAAAUGUAUUCAAGUAAUGGCCAUGGCGUACCGACCUUUGAUCCAUGGUUCUUGCUGUAUUAACUUGACAAAACACAAACUAAUCAAAUACUCUGCCUCCUGCAGUGGAGGGAGAGAGUUAUCGGCCAUUCAUGUUACCCAUUCACCGUAGUUUGUGAUUUGAUUGGCUUGUGACAGCUGCCCAGCACUAAUACUGUUAGAAGGCAGAAACACAGGUUGAUACAUGUAUGCCAGUAUCAUAGCUUGGUUUAUGCAAGCAGUGGGUCAGGUGUGAAAACAUGGUUUGUUGUGAAGAACUGUGUGCACUUUGUCAUGACUACCAGAAAGCAGAGAGCUUAUCCUUAAAAAUGUUUACAUGUACAAUGUAUUAAUAUGUUUAAAAAGUAUUUUUCUAACAUCAUAGAGUUUUACCAUUACCUACUGUGCAUUGUAGACUUUUUUGUCUACAUGUACUUAGGGUUUUGUUUUGUUCUGUUCAUUAACCUUGGGUUACUUAGGAAUUAGAAUUGUACUUAAACUUUAUCAUACAGGGUCAAGAAGUACAUGUAACUAAGCAAUUUACACCUCCUAUAUUUGCAUGUACAUGCACAUGUUGGUUCCCAAAAGCUUUAAGGAGCUUGUUUAUUUUAUCAUAAAGUACAACAUAUUUUAGGAGAAGUAUUGCAGAUUAUUUUCUGUUGCUCUUUCUGUUAAAAUUAUGUUCUACUGUGCUUGACUUGCAGAAUGUAGAUGGGUGCAUUAUGCACUAUACUGUAUUGUUGCAAGAAACAGGGAAAAUAUAUAUUCGAGCACAUGCAUGUGAAACCACCAUUUAUUUCCAGCUUAUGAUUCCCAUUGAAAAAUCGUGCUUGUUUGCCCAGAAGUCUACCAGAAACAAAUACCUAUGAUACAUGUACAUGCGAGGGUCACAGUCAAGAGUUUAAAGUCUAUAUACAUUUUGUAGCUAGCAGAAGCCAUUUUUAAGCCAUAACCUUUUAGUUUUAGUAGUUGAAGUUAUAUUACAACCAGCUAAAAUCUGUUUAUGUUUGUGUUACCAGUUGUUUAGAUAUCCCUUUGCCAUAUAUUGCACCAGGCUAUUGUUGAUAGUCUGUGAGAUGUGUCGAUGUACAUGGUAUGGAGAAGCCAAAUAUACAUUACCUAUGUUUAAACCAGACCUCCCUAUACACUGGAGGCAUAUACCAGUAUAUUUUAAGUUGGUGGACUCUAAAACUACCAGUGCACUUGCAGCUUUGCUUUAGUCUUCACCAUACUCCUUGUGUUGCUGGAAAAAUAGUAGAAAUUCUCUGCAUAGAUUUAAUGAUAUGCUAGAGUUGGAUGGCCAUAGAAUUAAAAUUUGAAGCUGUGAUUCUAUGGCAGACUAACUCCUCUUGCAUAUCAUUAACCCCAUUUGGCCAAGUUUCUAUUAAAUUAUUUUUCCAGCAACCCAUGGAGGUUUGGGUCGAAACUAGCUAGUCUUUUACUAAUUUACUUUGUUGCACCUGUUUGUCAGGAUACUAUCAUAACAUUGUUCUGAUUGUUCACUCAAA
Branchiostoma floridae (Florida lancelet) is the source of this 6287-nucleotide messenger RNA. RefSeq lists its product as uncharacterized. The record is from RefSeq and is a predicted model, not a curated record. The transcript is spliced from 32 exons. Lineage: Eukaryota; Metazoa; Chordata; Leptocardii; Amphioxiformes; Branchiostomatidae. Bases 328 to 4641 code for a protein of 1437 amino acids.